Molecule: messenger RNA, 1990 nt
Organism: Heteronotia binoei (common prickly gecko)
Lineage: Eukaryota; Metazoa; Chordata; Lepidosauria; Squamata; Gekkonidae
Gene: ST3GAL1
Product: ST3 beta-galactoside alpha-2,3-sialyltransferase 1
Exons: 6
Coding region: 5-1024 (339 amino acids)
Molecular function (GO): beta-galactoside (CMP) alpha-2,3-sialyltransferase activity
Source: RefSeq, a predicted model, not a curated record
CAACAUGCUGGCCAUCAGGAAGAGGAGCCUGAAAAUGUUCACGCUGGCCUUACUCUUCGUCAUCACCAUCACCUCCUUCUUGCUGAAUUACACCCACAAUGCCGUCACGGCUGCUUGGGACCCGAAGCAGAUUCUCGAGCAGUUUCGGAAACUGGUGGCGUACCCCCGGAGGCCCUGUGGCUGUAACACCUGCAUCUCCGAGCAGGGGGUCUCACCUUGGUUCGACGAGAGGUUUAACCAAACUAUGCAACCCAUCUUGACUGCCCGGAAUGCCUUCAUGCCUCCCGAGAGCUACAAGUGGUGGCUGAAAUUGCAAGGGGAGAGAAACCCAAAGUAUAUGAACGAAUCCAUCCGGGAACUGUUUGAGAUCAUUCCCGGAGACCCGGAGCCAGUUCUGGAGAGAAGCGGGUCACAGUGUCGGAGGUGUGCUGUGGUGGGGAAUUCGGGAAACCUGAAGCAUUCUCAGUACGGCAAAGAGAUUGACGACCAUGACUUUGUCUUCAGAAUGAACAAAGCCCCAACAGCCAACUUUGAAACAGAUGUCGGCAGCAAAACCACCCACCACUUUGUCUACCCGGAGAGCUACCGAGAUCUGGCAGAGGACGUCCACAUGAUCCUCAUCCCUUUCAAAACCCUGGACCUGCGUUGGAUCGUCAGUGCUCUGACCACAGGCACCAUCAACCACACGUACAUUCCGGUGCCACGUAAAAUCAAAGUCAACAAAGACAAGAUCCUGGUUUAUCAUCCCGCCUUCAUCAAAUAUGUUUAUGACAACUGGCUGCAGCAUCAUGGAAGAUACCCGUCGACCGGCUGCCUGUCAGUUAUAUUUGCCCUCCACCUCUGCGAUGAGGUGGAUCUAUACGGUUUUGGAGCAGAUACCAAAGGUAACUGGCACCAUUACUGGGAGAACAAUCCUUCUGCCGGGGCAUUCCGACAGACAGGAGUCCAUGAUGGAGACUUCGAAUCUAACGUAACAUUGACCCUUGCCUCAGUUGACAAAAUACGCAUCUUCAAGGGCAGAUGACCCCCCCCCCCCCCCAUCUCAGAGAGCGCUGUGAUUUCUGUUAGCAGGGAUUAUCGACAAAUUUGUAAAAAAAAAAAAAAAGGGCACCUGGAGCAAAGUGAAUCUGAAGCUUCAGCGGAUGGAGCCAUAGAAUCACCACCGGAGUUGGAAUUUGUGAGCUGUAUCGAUUGGCACCGUGUACCGGUUUUGCUUUCUUGGGUAGAACAUGGAAGAAUCUUUCGAAGGUGAUGGGGGAAAGGAACUGUUUCUUCGUUGCGGUGCGAAGGAAGACUCUGGGUAACAUUUCAGUCUUGUCUUGAGAUUUCAUCUCGUGCAAGUGGAAGUAAAAGAACGGCUCUGUGUCUUCAUAAGGUUUGCUGAAACCACAUUUUCGAAGUUUCGGUGAGAAAAAACAAACGGGCGAAAGAGAUGCAGAAACAGCUUGCAGGUUUCCAGUCUGACAAGAAUGGAGGCAAGCACCCUCUCAGUUCAUGAUUACCUCAAAAGAGCCUGGAUCGCUCUAGAUCUUUUCUCUGAAGCAGUCUCGGUGGGGCUCAGCUCCCAUUUUGUCUGUCUCUAUUUGCUGGCAUUCAGAAAAUUGUAUAUGAACGAACCCUCUCCAUAUCCAGUUAUUAAUUCUUUUUAUAGACAUAUAUAUUUUCUUCACAGCCAUAAGUUAACGGGGAGAAGCCUCAAGUGAAAAUCCAUGACGGUGGAACCAACUAGCCACCACCAUUUACUUUUCAAAAUGUAUUUCUGAUGGCUGAUCUUCUCCGAACUCUUGUGUAAAGGACUGAUUUUUUUUUUCCCUAUAUCUGACAUGUGCCUUUCUAAAAUGGGCAGAAUCAAACGGGGAGGGGGGGUUUCUCUCACAGACCGAAUUCCCUCAGUCACACUUUUUUGAUACGAAGAUAACUGACCAAAGUUCAAGCCCACUCAUGGUAUCAUUUUGUAUCGGCAGUCUUCUUACUUGAAAAAAAAAAAAAA